Linum trigynum is the source of this 1464-nucleotide messenger RNA. NCBI's taxonomy places the organism in Eukaryota, Viridiplantae, Streptophyta, Magnoliopsida, Malpighiales, Linaceae. The record is from the annotation of a GenBank genome assembly.
AUGCCAGAUACUAAUACUAACAACAGUGGCAGCAAUCACAAGCCGGUGAAAAGCAAUGUUGGGUCUAAUCAAUCCCCUGAUAAGAACAUUGAAGAAGCGAUUAGAAGGUUGAAGAUUCAUGAUAAUAAUCAGGAGCAAGUCGGGGUGACCGAGACCGGGUCAUACCCAGAUCGACCCGGUGAGCCUGACUGUGUGUAUUACUUGAGGACUGGGGUUUGUGGCUAUGGCAGUAAUUGUCGCUAUAACCACCCCCAGUAUGCUGCUCAGGUCACAAAGGCUUCGCAGUUCAGAGAGGAACUUCCUGAGAGAGCUGGAGAGCCUGACUGUGGGUAUUAUCUGAAAACAGGCACUUGCAAGUAUGGGUCAACAUGUAAAUACCAUCACCCAAAGGACAGGAAUGGUGCAGGACCAGUUUCAUAUAACGUUCUCGGUCUUCCCAUGAGACAGGAUGAAAAGUCAUGCCCUUACUAUCUGCGUACUGGUUCAUGCAAAUUCGGAGGUGCAUGCAAGUUCAACCAUCCCCAACCUGCAGCAGCACUUGAACCUGGGGUGCCUCUUCCUGGUGGGCUCUCUACCUAUGGAUCGACGACCGGUUCAUCCAUGAUCCCAACUGCUGGUUUGCCUUACAUUGGCGCGCUUCCAACAUGGUCCUUUCCCAGAGUUCCAUACAUGUCAGGCCCACGUUUGGAAACUCCACAGGCUUUUGCUCCUCUUUAUAUAUCUCCUUCCCAAGGAAUCUCUCCUGCACAAGGCUGGAACACUUAUGUGGGAAACUUGAGCCCAAUGUCUUCUUCUCCAAGCAUCCUGGGUUCAAACCUUGUAUUCAACACCUCCAGGAAUCAUCAAGGUGAGUCGGGGGGUUCCAGUGGGCAACAAACGCAUUUGAUAUACAACGCACCACCUAGUUCUAAUCUUCCUUCAAGACCUGAUCAACCAGAAUGCCGACACUUCAUGAACACCGGCACCUGCAAAUAUGGGUCCGACUGCAAAUACCAUCAUCCAAAGGACAGAACUGCUCAGCUAGCAACCAAUCCUGGCCCACUUGGCCUUCCCUCUCGACCCGGGCAAGCUCUAUGUUCCAACUACAUUUCCUAUGGCUUCUGCAAGUUCGGUUCAAACUGCAGAUUCGAUCACCCGUUCACCACUGGAUACCCUUACAGCUACAGCUUGACCGUUCCUCCGUUACCUGUCCUUGAUUCUUCCAUGGUUACUUAUCCAAGAAUGUCACCUGCUGAACCACCUUCUCUGUCACCAUCGCCGAAUAAGGUCCCCAAUAGCAAUGGUGCUGCUAGAAACAACAAGCAACAGUAUCAGAUGAGUGCAGGUAUGAAUAAGAAGACAAUGGUGACUACAACUACUACUACGACUACUCCUCCAUCUGAUGAUACUACUGACACGGCUGGAGAUCCUUCACCACCACCACACUCCUCGUCGAAGGCUUCUUCCGAGGUUUCACAUGAUUGA